AGUUCUUCCAUUCAAGUGAACAGAAAGAAGCUAACAGCACCUUAUUUUACGUUGUAUACAUAUAUCUUAUGGCAACAUCGCCCGUGAAUUUCGAUCGGAUUUCUUUGUUUCUGAUAUGCCUAGGCGUAUGUUUGUCUCAGUGCGAAGACAUACGACAUUCUUUGGAUGAUGACCUCUUGUUGCCCUACACCAAAUCCCAUGGCCCUUCGCAUUCUCACCGCCAUGUGAGGGACUGUCAGCCCAUCUCCAAUGGCAAUGUUACUCAUGAAAACUGGGCAGCAAGCAGGCACUCUAAUUCUCCUGUGGUUGAGUCCAAAAUAUUUAUCUCCGACAUCAGUGAUGACUCUGGCUUUCAGAAAUGGGUGAGUGGCCACAUCACCGUGGUCCACGACCCACUGAGAACUGUGUCCGUCCUGGAGCCAGGGACCCCUGGAGGGUGCGAGCAGAAUUACAGGAAGCUUGUGGAGCUCACUGCUAAAACUAGAAAGUGCCUAGUUGCUCAGAAUGGAGGUUACUUUAACACAAUAACCGGACAGUGUUUAGGGAAUGUUGUGAGUGAUGGAAAACUGGUGAGGAACAGUGGAGGAAUACAGAAUGCACAGUUUGGCAUCAGAAAAGAUGGGACACUAGUGUUUGGUUAUUUGUCUGAGGAUGACGUCCUGGAUCAGGUAAACCCUUUCGUGCAGUUGAUCAGUGGGGUGGUGUGGCUACUGAGAGCCGGUGAGAUCUACAUCAAUGAGAGCAUACAGGCAGAGUGUGAUAAAACACAGGAGACAGGAACAUUCCAGUCUUUUGUGGACGUGUUGUCUGCCCGUACUGCGGUGGGCCAUGAUGCAGAGGGAAGACUCAUCCUCUUUCAUGUCGAUGGUCAGACAAAGAUCAGAGGAAUGAACCUCAGGCAAGUGGCCAAGUUUCUGAAAGAACAGGGAGUCAUCAACGCUAUCAAUCUGGAUGGAGGUGGCUCGGCCACCUAUAUCCUCAAUGGAUCUCUGGCUAGUUACCCUUCAGAUCACUGCCAAGAUCCCAUGUGGCGCUGCCCGCGGGCCGUAUCUACUGUGCUGUGUGUUCACGAAAGGCUUUGCCAGCCGGAAGACUGCAGCGGGCAUGGGCGCUGCGUGGAUGGCCAGUGUGUGUGCCAGCAGGGCUGGAGGGGACCAGGAUGUGCCAAUCUCACAUGCCAGCCCCCUGAAUGCGGAGAGCAUGGCAUCUGUACUGAAAAUGGGUGUGCAUGUGAUGCUGGAUGGAUGGGUGUAAACUGUAGCCGGGAAUGUGCAGCAGGUUUCUAUGGUGAUGGCUGCAAUCAAACAUGCACAUGCACAAACGGAGGUUUAUGUGAUCCUGUUCAUGGACACUGCAUCUGUCCUGCUGGUUUCCGUGGAGAUUCCUGUGAGCAAGAGUGCCCCAUUGGUUUCUACGGGCUGAACUGCGAGCAGUUAUGCCAGUGCCAUGACAUGUGCCUGUGUGACACUGUCACUGGAAACUGCAACGCCACAUUUCAGGAAGUGAGAAACAUCAGCCUGCACAAAGCUGAUCACUGUCUGGUUACCGAAAUGUGGAGAGAAUGGAGAAAAGAGGAAGAGACUCGCACAACCAGACCUUAUUUAUCUGAACAAAGCUGGCUGGUUGUCUGCACUCUCCUGGCAACGUCGCUGCUGGCCAGCCUCACCAGUAACCUUAUCCAGACGUGCAGAAAAUGCAAAGCGCGCAGGCAGAGGCAGGAAUACUCCUACGUGCCCCUUGGAGAGAUUAACGGGGCUGCGGAACGAGGUAGAGGGCAGAGGACGAAGCCUGGGAAAGGCCUCUUUCAGCAAGAAGACUCGGAAUCGCAGGACUCGUCAUAACGCGACUGUGUUUCAGAGUUCUUGCAAAUGUGUGUACGGGUUCCUGCUUGUGUGCCAGCCGCCAGAGGGCAGAGAGAAGCUGUGCCUUUGUGCCUUAAUAACUACAGGCUGAGUGGAAACUUUCAAGACUCUCGCUGGCAGAGACAAAUGGGCAAUGUAUGGAGAGCCCCUUUCACAUCAGCAUAAGAUAAUGAAAGAGGUUGUUUGUUCCUUUGAGCUUUUGGAAGCCCCUCUUCUUUCUGGGAUUAAUACCAUCUAAAUUGACAAUGAUGGACAAUGAGAUGGGUGUUAGAUUUCAAACAGCUGUCUGCUUGCCUGUGUGUUCACUUUUGCCCCAGUCUGCAAAAACUUUUUUCUUAAUCAGUAUUUUUGACUUGUUUUCCAGUAUCAAUAUCUAAACAUCUUUAAAACAAGAUAAGUGGUAACACUUUACAAUAAGGUUCCAUUUGCUAACAUUAGUUAACAACAUUAGUUAACAUGAACUAACAAUGAACAAUACUUUUACAGCAUAUUUUAAUCUUUGUUAAUAUUAGUUUUAACAUAUACAUUUUUAAAAUCAAAAGUUCUAUUAGUUAACAUCAGUUAAUGCAGUAUGAACUAACAAAUGAAUCAUUUUAUUUUUAUUAACUAGCAUUAACUAAGAUUACUAAAUGCUGUAAAAAAUAUAUUGUUCAUUGUUCAUGAUACCUAAUGCAUUAACUAAUGUUAACGAACGAAUGUGUUGCCAGAUAAGUUUAUUUGAGAAGCAAAAUAUGAUAAGAUUUGUUUUCGGAUAAUAUAUCUUGAAUUAAGUUUCUUUUUUUUCUGCAUUUUUUUUUCCCAUUGGCAAAUUGUUCUUUUUAUCAUUUUAAGAAUAAACCUCACUAAAUGUUGUUAUAUUGAUGCUUAAAACAAGAAAACAAUAACAUAAAAACAUGAAAGUAAACUUUAAGGAGAUGUUUUUGCUGGAAAACAAGGCAAAAAAUGCAUAUAAAGAAAAUAAUUUUCUUGCGGUGCAUCUGAGUCUGUAGACCACAUCCAACUCUGUUCACAUAUGCCAAGUGCCCUGAUUGUGCAGUCUGACUGACUUUUGCACAUCUUCAUGUUUGUUUGGUUUUCUACCACAGUUCCAUGGCAGCUGGAAGCAAUAUAAGAACUGUUUUCUUACGUUACAUCAUUCAAAUUUUAAUUAUUUCACUGACCUCAAUGAAGCCUUUCAUUUUGGUUUUUGGGUUAAGAGAACCAAGAAAAAAGCAAUAUCGCCACAGAGCUUUUUUUAUUGAGAGAAUAGGCCAGUUGUUCCACAUGUUGCCAUAGGAACCGAUGAGGUUUGAACUAUGAACCCUCCUGUGAAAUCUUCCUGCAGAAACAUGCCAAACUGCUAUUUUGAAACCUAGUUUUAUCAAAUGAUUUUUCCCCCUUUGGCACCAGAGGUCAUUCAGUUUAUUUUCAUUCCAGCGAUAGCCCUUUUGUUUCCAUAAAAGCCUUGCCAGCCCCUGUCUGUCUUAUCAUGGUGCUUUUGAACUGUUUUGUGUGUUGUCUCUAGCAAAUCAGACCUGCCAUAUUAUAAAAAAAAAAAUCAAGGCAUGGAUACUUUUCAGUUGCUCUUAGAAAACAAAAAGAAGGCAAUUUUUUCAGUUCUUGGCACAGAAUGGCUCUGUAAUUCAGUUCUAAAGCAGUGAAUCCAGGCGUUGGUUUGAGAUUUGAGAAGAAGUCUGGUUCUAGCUCUGAAACAUGAGACAAAUAUUACAGAAGAGGAACAUUUACUCGAGACCGUUUUAGAGUUCAUAGUUCCUCUGCUGUUUCCUGUUUAGCAUCAUAAAAUAGAUUUGUAUCUGUUUUUUAAGAGUUUAAAAGUAAAAGAACAGUGGAAAGGUGAAUUUCACAAUGCUUGUCAAGAACUCUGGCCAUAUUUACCCCAAAAUCAAAAGAAAGAAAUCCAAAAUUAUAUUUUUCUUAAAUCUAUUUUUAGAACCAUUGCCUUUUUUUUUUUUUUAACUGUAAAACAAAGCACAUCCCCCCCCCCAAUUAUAAUGAUGUGAAAUUAUGCAAAAAAAAAAAUCGAAUUCUCAUUACUAUAAUGCAAAAAAAUAUAUAAUUAAUUAGAUUGUAUUUACAAAAGGUAUUUGUUGUACUGCCUUAUACAGGUGCAUCUCAAUAAAUUAGAAUAUCGUGGAAAAGUUCAUUUAUUUCAGUAAUUCAACUCAAAUUGUGAAACUCGUGUAUUAAAUAAAUUCAAUGCA
This is a messenger RNA of Myxocyprinus asiaticus (Chinese sucker), 4063 nucleotides long. Its product is annotated as N-acetylglucosamine-1-phosphodiester alpha-N-acetylglucosaminidase-like. Bases 69 to 1841 code for a protein of 590 amino acids. The transcript is spliced from 11 exons. The record is from RefSeq and is a predicted model, not a curated record. NCBI's taxonomy places the organism in Eukaryota, Metazoa, Chordata, Actinopteri, Cypriniformes, Catostomidae.